Messenger RNA from Chara braunii, 1071 nucleotides. The record is from the annotation of a GenBank genome assembly. Lineage: Eukaryota; Viridiplantae; Streptophyta; Charophyceae; Charales; Characeae.
AGAGAGAGAGAGAGAGAGAGAGAGAGAGAGAGAGAGAGAGAGAGAGAGAGAGAGAGAGAUGGGUGCGUCAGAGGGCAGUGCGCGGCAAUGGGUGGAGUAUGGACUUCACAAUCGCAGCUUGGCAACAGCUGUGCUGCUUGUCCUGUUCUGGUUGUUGGUCGGAUUGGCAGUGGUGGUGGUGGCUGCGCAGCGACGGGACCCUGGGGGGGACCUGACGAGUCCAGAUCUAGACUUGCAGCAGCCCUACAAGUCACUGCCACGCACAGCGAUUCAGCGAAGCCGUCUUCUUUCUGCCACCAUGUCCGCCUCACAGCGCCGUCGUCACGACUUCGAGGACAAGAGGGGGGAGGAGGAGGAGGAGGAGGAGGAGAAGACGGGGGAGGAGGACUUUCGCGGAGACUCUGGCGCUUCUGAACAACGUGACAAUGGCCAUCCAGAUGAUUCAGAUUCAGAACACUUUCAACUUGAUUUCCUUCAUCGUCCUCGCCGCUUGAUUGGUGCAAGAUACAACAGCCAUACUGGGCAGACGGUAAUCAUCUUCGUCGGCGCAGUAGGAGGGUGCUUUGUGGUAUUAACUGUCAUAAUUUUAAUUAUGGUAUGCUGCAAGCGAAGAAGGGAUAAGAAAGAGAAGAGGGGGAGGGCGGGGGGCGGGGGGGGGGGGGGGGAGGGGGAGCGGGAGCGGGCGAGGGAGAGGCAGAUGGAGGAGGGCGAUCAAUUUGCGCUGAUGCCUCCGGGACAUGUCCUCGGUGAUGGCAGGCUGACCUGGACUGAGAAGACAACCAUCGAUAAGUCUUACUUCGAUCGUGGUUCGGACAUGGCAGAGAAGAAGCGGAGGGGAUGAUCUUGAGAGGAGGAGGAGGGAGGAGGAGGAGGAGGAGGAGGAGGAGGAACUGAUGUGUACUGUAAAUAUAAUUACUACUGAGGAUAGAAGUCACAGUUUUUCGUGGCCUGUGUUUUUUGGAGUGAAUGUGGCAUCUGGUCACUAUUGGGACCAGAUGCAGAUGCUUUCUAGGACAGUCCUCCUCGUCGUGUGCGAGUGUUCGCUGAGAGAGGGAGGUGUCCGCUAGCGAA